Molecule: messenger RNA, 5715 nt
Organism: Carassius gibelio (silver crucian carp)
Lineage: Eukaryota; Metazoa; Chordata; Actinopteri; Cypriniformes; Cyprinidae
Gene: atp8b5a
Product: ATPase phospholipid transporting 8B5a
Exons: 28
Coding region: 490-4107 (1205 amino acids)
Biological process (GO): phospholipid translocation; Golgi organization
Cellular component (GO): plasma membrane
Molecular function (GO): ATPase-coupled intramembrane lipid carrier activity; ATP binding; magnesium ion binding
Source: RefSeq, a predicted model, not a curated record
GAGAGACUGAGAAAUGUAUAGAGAUCUUAACAAAAGUUUGACCAUCAGAGUUUGUAACAGGACGACAUGUGAGAGUAAAAGAGAGUAAAUGUUGCCUCAGACAAAUUGUCACAAGAGUGGAACAAGAAAGAGCAACACGAGAGCAUUGCAAGUUGCUGCCCCUCUUCCUUGUUUGUCUUGAGUGUGUGGUGGGGUGGGUGUGCAUGUGUGCGCGUGUGUGAAUGAGUCUAGGCUGGAUGCCUGCUCUCCCUGUUUCCCAUCAACAUAAAGUGAGAGCAGAUGGAAGACUGAGAAGCGAGAGAAAGGAGGAGGAGAAAGAGAAAAUAAGAGGGCGAGACAAAGAGGAGACUCUUUAGCUGACUUUUUGAUGAUCGCUGGCUGGAGAAAUAAGUCCCACACUAGACCUACACACACUACGAUGUCACCGUAGGACACUUACGAGAAAUCAUGAUUAAUCCUUGAAAAGGAAAAGGGACGGAGAGGGAAGACAUGUCAUUCUUUGGCUUAGACUGCACACGGAAGAAAGAAAGAGAGGAGGAGAGGAAAAUCAGAGCAAAUGACAGAGAAUAUAACUUAUCCUUCAAAUAUGCUACCAAUUCCAUCAAGACCUCCAAAUACAAUCCCUUCACAUUUCUGCCUCUCAACUUGUUUGAGCAGUUCCAGAGGAUCGCUAAUGCCUACUUCCUCUUCCUGCUCAUCUUACAGGUUAUUCCUGCUAUUUCUUCUCUGUCCUGGUUUACCACGGUUGUCCCUCUAGUCUUAGUAUUAUCAGUGACUGCAGCCAAAGACGCCAUCGAUGAUAUUAAUCGCCACAGAAGUGACAGAAAGGUGAAUAACCGUAAAGUGAAUGUGCUCAUCAGUGGAAAACUGAUAAGCGAGAAAUGGAUGAAUGUGCAAGUGGGAGACAUCAUAAAGCUGGAGAAUAACCAGUUUGUCACAGCAGAUUUGCUCCUGUUGUCCAGCAGCGAACCUCUCAACUUAAUCUACAUUGAGACUGCGGAGCUGGACGGAGAAACCAACCUGAAGGUUAAACAGGCUCUGACUGUAACAGGAGACAUGGGGGACAAUUUAGAGGCUUUGGCUGCAUUCAAUGGGGAGGUGUGCUGUGAGCCUCCUAACAAUCGUCUGGAUCGCUUCACGGGCACGCUGACGUUCGACUCGCAGAAAUACUCGCUGGACAAUGAGCGAGUCCUGCUCAGGGGCUGCACGCUCAGAAACACUGACUGGUGUUUUGGCCUGGUGCUGUUUGCAGGCCCAGACACCAAGUUGAUGCAGAACUGUGGGAAGAGCACCUUUAAGAGGACGAGUAUCGAUCGACUUAUGAAUGUACUGGUGCUCUUUAUUUUUGGGCUUCUGGCUCUGAUGUGUAUUAUUCUGGCUGUGGGGAAUUGGAUUUGGGAAAACCAUGCUGGGUCAAAGUUCAAAGCCUUUCUUCCACGAGAAGAGAACACUGUGUUUUCAGCGUUUCUCACUUUUUGGUCCUACAUAAUAAUCCUCAACACUGUGGUGCCCAUCUCACUAUAUGUCAGUAUGGAAGUGAUUCGGUUAGGUAACAGUUACUACAUUAACUGGGACAGGACCAUGUAUCAUGCACAAACUGACACGCCAGCUGAGGCUCGAACCACAACACUCAAUGAAGACCUCGGUCAGAUCAAAUACGUCUUCUCAGACAAAACUGGCACGCUCACCCAGAACAUCAUGACCUUCAACAAAUGCUCCAUUAAUGGGAAAUCUUAUGGAGAUGUUAUUGACCACUAUAGUGGACAGAGACUGGAGAUCACGGAGGAAAUGACACCAGUGGAUUUCUCCUUUAACCGGCUUGCGGACCCCAAAUUCCUCUUUUAUGAUCACAGUCUGGUAGAGGGUGUAAAACUGGAGCUUCCAGACGUUCAUGCUUUCUUCAGAUUACUCGCUCUCUGUCACACUGUCAUGGCAGAAGAAAAAAGGGAGGGUGAUCUGGUGUACCAGGCCCAGUCUCCUGAUGAGGGUGCUCUGGUUACGGCUGCACGUAAUUUCGGCUUUGUUUUCCGCUCACGCAGUCCUGAGACAGUGACAAUAGAGGAGAUGGGGGUUCAGAGGAGCUAUGAGCUGCUAGCCAUCCUGGAUUUUAACAAUGUGCGAAAAAGGAUGUCUGUAAUUGUUCGUAAUCCAGAGGGCAAGCUCUCCCUGUACUGUAAAGGAGCAGACACCAUCAUAUAUGAGCGACUACAUCCCUCCUGCAGUGAAGUGAUGAAGGUCACCACAGAGCACCUCAAUGAGUUUGCUGGUGAGGGGUUGAGAACUCUUGUUCUAGCAUAUAAGGAUUUGGAUGAGGAAUAUUUUUCAGAGUGGAAACAGCGCCACCAUGAGUCCAGUGUGGGUCUGGAGGACCGGGAGGAGAACCUGGAGAAACUAUAUGAGGAAAUAGAAAAAGAUAUGAUGUUAAUUGGAGCCACAGCCAUAGAGGAUAAACUUCAGGAUGGAGUCUCUCAGACGAUUGAACUGCUGGCCAGAGCAGAAAUCAAAAUCUGGGUGCUCACUGGUGACAAGCAAGAGACCGCUGAGAACAUUGGCUACUCGUGUAACCUGCUGAGGGAGGAGAUGAACGACGUGUUUAUUGUUGCAGCGAACUCACCAGAGGAGGUCAGACAGGAGCUGAGGGAUGCCCGUCUAAAGAUGUGUCCUGAUACUGAACAAGACAAAUUCCUCAUUCCUGAGAUUAUCCUGGGUAAUACUCCAAAAGUGGUUGAGGAUGAAAACGUGAACGGAGAGUACGGCCUGGUGAUAAAUGGACACAGUUUGGCGUUUGCUCUGGAGAGCAACAUGGAGCUGGAGUUUUUGCGGACGGCUUGCAUGUGCAAGACGGUCAUCUGCUGUCGGGUGACUCCUCUGCAGAAAGCUCAGGUGGUGGAGCUGGUCAAGAAAUACAAGAAAGCAGUCACUCUAGCGAUAGGAGAUGGAGCUAAUGAUGUCAACAUGAUUAAAGCUCACAUUGGUGUGGGUAUCAGCGGUCAGGAGGGGAUGCAGGCUGUGCUGUCUAGUGACUUUUCUUUUGCUCAGUUCCGUUUCCUGCAGCGCCUCCUGCUGGUACAUGGGCGCUGGUCAUACCUGCGCAUGUGCAAGUUCCUGCGGUACUUCUUCUAUAAGAACUUCACCUUUACCUUUGUGCAUUUCUGGUACGCAUUUUUUUGCGGCUUUUCUGCUCAGACAGUAUAUGAUGAAGGCUACAUCACUUUGUAUAACUUGGUAUACACUGCCCUGCCUGUUCUGGGAAUGAGUUUGUUUGACCAGGAUGUGAAUGCUGGCUGGAGUCUCGAGUACCCUCAGCUGUAUUUGCCAGGACAGUUGAGCCAGUACUUCAGUAAACGUGCUUUCAUGAUGUGUGCACUUCACAGCUGGUACAGCUCUCUAGUGCUGUUCUUUGUGCCUUAUGCUGCCACAUAUGACACUGCGAGAGACGACGGCAAAGAUGGGGCAGACUAUCAGUCAUUCGCACUGAUUACUCAAACCUGCCUCACCGUCACUAUGUGUGUACAGCUGGGACUGGACCUCUCGUACUGGACUGUUGUUAACCAUAUCUUUGUUUGGGGAAGUUUGGGAAUGUUCUUCAUACUGACCUUCGCCAUGUACACUGAUGGACUUUUCCAGUUACGUCCAUCUUCUUUUGCGUUCAUAGGAACUGCCAAAAAUUGUCUUAACCAGCCCAACGUGUGGCUGACUGUUGUAUUGACGGCUAUACUGUGUGUGCUGCCUGUGGUUGCAUACCGGUUCAUCUACAGCCAGAUCUCUCCUACCAUCAAUGAGAAGGUGAGACAUAAGGUGUGUCAGAUGAAGGAACCUGCUCCUCGUCCGCGCCGCACCAGGCUCAGCCGAAGGAGCACACGUCGCUCUGGUUAUGCCUUCUCUCACGCCCAUGGUUAUGGUGACCUUGUGACCUCUGGCAGAUUUCUGCGGCGAAAUGCGCUCACUAGCUCCACGGGAUUGAUUCCCACAGGACGCUCUCCUGGCUUCAAGCCCACAGGAUGGUCUGCGUGUUACAGCCCGGUCGGGCGAGAACAAAACCCCAAACAGAAAGUAGAACCAACGUCACUGCAGCUGUUUCGUGCGGUUAAAGACUCUUUGUUUUGAGGGUGCAGCUUUUUAAACUGAGCUAGAACCAAAAUCUUAAAUGCUUGUUUAUAGGGUUUAAACUCUUGGGGACAAUUUCACAGCUGCUGUGUUAUGUCAAUAUGUAUAUAGCAGAAUAUAUAUACUCACACUAAGAACAAUAGACUUGAUUCCUAAAAGUACUAAAUCUUUUUUGGGAGUGUGCAUGGACACACUUAUCACUCAGAAUGCAAGUGUGGUUUGCAGCAUGAACAAACUAAAAUAACCAUCAUCCAGAAGGACAGAGAUUACUUGUCCUGUCAUCAGUACUAUAGAAGCGACAGACAAACUCGACUGUAAAAGUGAAAAAAACAAUAACACGCCUAUGAUGUCACAGAAGAAGUCAUGAGUGAUGUAUUUCCUGUACUCUUCCUCUUCCGGGUGCUAUGUCCACUAAUGCAUUUGACUGUCUUUGAGUCCUGAGUUAAAUAUAUCCCACACAUAACAUUGUUAAUUUCAUUACUCAAAGGGGUCAUGUCAUAUUUUUAUCCUUUCCCUGAGGUCCAUUUGUAAUGUUUAUCAAACAGUCCUAAUUUAGUUCCCCCGUCCUCUCAAGGCCUUUAGGAUCAAAAAGGCCUUUUUGGUACUAUACCUUAAAGAGCUCAAUAUAAGAGCCUUCUUAGGAUGUGACAUGAUGGCCUAUUCACACCAAGAAUGUUAACUAUUUCAUUAACUGUAUUAGGGUCUACACCAGCACAUGAUAAUAUUGUUUACUAAAAGUGUGUGCUACAGUUUUGUUGUCUGCCACUUUAAAUGCUCUAGCUCUUUAAAGGAUGGAUUUUGUUUGGCUGUCAAUGUCUUUGUUUUUUUUUGUUUGUUUUUUUAUCAGCUGGGGAAAUUAUUUUGCAAGUAAUUAAUUAUUGUUAUAGUGUGUGCUGUGCUGUCCUUUUUAGAUUCAUUUUUAAAACAAUAUCUGCAUUGUUGAUGUUAUCAUUGUUGUGAAUGGUCCUUAACAGUCCAAUGAAAUGGUUCUCUACUCUUAUCUUUACCAGCUUGUUACCAGCAAGAACAAUCGUAUCCAUUAUAGUAUCAAUCCCACUUCCUCCUCAUUAUUUUACUGUGAUUAGGCAGUCCAAGUUGCUAAAUGUGAAAGGUAUGUGUUAAUGUAUUCAUCACUUUGACAACACAAAGUCACAGCUUCCAGAACAAGACAUUUUUGCAGCUUUGUUUCUAUACAUGCUUUUUCUUUGGACUAGGACAAGGGUAUAGACUUCUGAAUGUUUCAUUAUGUUUACAUCCCCAAGUCGUAUAUUUCAAAAGAUCAAGGAAGCACCCAUUUUUCAUGUCGUGACUUCAUUAUGUCAGAGAUAAUAAGAAAUAAAGGGAGACCAAUGUGAACAUAUUUAUAGUAUUAAAUACUGAGUGCCUUGCAAAAGACUGUGAAUUAAAGAUCAAUGUUAGCACAAAGAGUUCUUAUGGUUCGGGAACAUACAAGUGUAUUUUCAGUGCAGUAAAAUACAUUUUAAUUUAGCUUUUACUCGGUAUACUAAUAAACAUCACAUUCAUACUCUAAUUGUACUAUGCAAAUCCUGUAAAAGCAAAAACAUUUUGUACAAAUAAACUACUUUUUUAAAUAUUGUAUAAAACUUU